Messenger RNA from Ogataea angusta, 819 nucleotides. RefSeq lists its product as uncharacterized. NCBI's taxonomy places the organism in Eukaryota, Fungi, Ascomycota, Pichiomycetes, Pichiales, Pichiaceae. The transcript has a single exon. Gene Ontology annotation, cellular component: lipid droplet; endoplasmic reticulum; dehydrodolichyl diphosphate synthase complex. Gene Ontology annotation, molecular function: ditrans,polycis-polyprenyl diphosphate synthase [(2E,6E)-farnesyl diphosphate specific] activity. The record is from RefSeq and is a predicted model, not a curated record. Bases 1 to 819 code for a protein of 272 amino acids.
AUGGACUGGAUAGCCUCGUUUCCAGUGACACGGCAUGUGCUGGAGUACACGAAAAAACAGCUCUGCCAGGUGUUGAGGAGCGGAAGCGUGCCGCAGCACGUCGGGUUCAUCAUGGACGGCAACCGCAGAUACGCCAGGAUGAACAAGAUGGAGACCAAGGAGGGCCACAGCGCCGGGUUCGACACCAUGGCCCGGCUGCUCGAGGUGUGCUACGACUGCGGCGUGCAGGCGGCGACGGUGUUUGCAUUUUCGAUCGAGAACUUCAGCCGCAGCGAGUACGAGAUCGAGUGGCUCAUGAAGCUGGCCAAGUCCAAAAUGAAACAGGUGGUGGAAAACGGCGAGCUGUGCCACAAGUACGGCGUCAAAAUCCGCAUUCUGGGCAACCUCAAGCUGCUGCCCGCCGACGUGCGCGAGUCGCUGCUCGAGGCGCAGGAAAUGACGAAAAACAACGAGCGCGCAGUGCUCAACAUCUGCUGUCCGUACACAGCCAGAGACGAUAUCACGCAUUCGAUAAAAAAUAUUAUAGCGAGGGGCUACGACCCAGAAGACAUCACGCAGGACCUUGUGAGCGAACACCUGUACACGGGCGGCGUCCCCAAGCUGCAGCUGCUCAUACGAACGUCCGGCGUGUACAGACUGAGCGACUUCAUGCUCUGGGAGACCGUCGACGUGGACUGCGACGUCGAGAUCCUGUCUGUGCUCUGGCCGCAGUUCACGCCGCUGCUGAUGCUGUGGAUCCUGUUCAAAUGGGGGUGGAACAGGACCGGCCGCGCACGCAGAAACAAACGGCUGCUCGAAAACCACGGCAAGGACGACUAG